AUGGCACUUCCCAGCUUGACUGUAUGCGCAGUCAUCUUUGUUUCCUUGUUUGCUCUCUACAAAACCGUCAUCUAUCCGGCCUUUUUGUCUCCAUUGUCAAGGAUCCCGAAUGCUCACUGGACAAGUCCGAUAUCACCUGCUUGGAUCCUUUGGAAGAGGUUUAGGAGCCAGAACAACCGGACUAUUCAGGCAGCCCAUGAGAGACUUGGAUCCAUUGUGAGACUGGCGCCAUCCGAAAUCUCCGUGAAUUGCGUGGAAGGAGGAAUCAAAGCCGUUUACACGGGUGGCUUUGAGAAACAUGAGUGGUACCCUCGGGUGUUCGGGUCGUUUGGAACGGUCAGCAUGUUUACAAUGACUGGAGCCAAAGCCCAUUCGAGCCGUAAGAGGAUCUUGUCCAACAUCUACAGCAAAUCGUUUUUGCAAUCAUCGCCUCAUCUGCGUUUGAUCUCCGACAAAAUCAUAUUGGGUCGCCUCUUGCCGAUUAUCCAUGGAGUGGCAUCUUCUAGUACACCAAUUGAUGUCCACGAUAUCAACCAAGGAGUAACCAUGGACUUUAUCUCGCCUUAUCUAUUUGGCCUCGCAAACGGGACCAACUUCCUCCAGGACGAGUUAUGCAGGCGUAAAAUACUCCAUUUAUAUCAUUGCAGAAAGCCAUACGAAUUCUACCACCAGGAAGUUCCGGACCUUAUCCCAUUAGCAAAGUCCCUGGGCAUCCGUCUGAUACCAAAAUUCUGUGACGAAGCAAAUGAAGCGCUCGAUGCUUGGGCCCUAGGUCUAUACGAUAAGGCGGGACAGUUCAUCACAUCGAGCAAAUUGGAGGAGGAGCCUGUUGUUUUCAAGCAUUUGAAACAAGGCAUGGCAAAGCAAAUCCCAAGCGAAAAAGAUGACCGGAAAUCUUACGAGAAAGCCGCCAGCAAGCAACGAUUGGACAUGGCCUGUGAGCUAUUUGACCAUCUCACAGCUGGUUUCGAGACCAGUGCCGUCGUAUUGACCUAUCUGUUCUGGGAACUCUCCAGGCGCCCUGAUUUGCAAGAAGAGCUUCGCAAAGAAUUACUCACAUUGGAACCGAAAAUCGCUUAUCCUCGGGCAUCUGCAUCAACGGAGUUGCCCCCAUCAAAAAGGAUCGAUGCACUGCCCUUGCUAGAGGCGAUCGUUACAGAAACAUUACGCCGCCAUGCCGCAAUCCCGGGCAUCCAACCUCGAGUCACCCCAUCUCCAUCUUGCACUCUUGUCGGAUAUGAUAAUAUCCCUGCCAACACAAGAGUAAACACGCAAGCUUACUCGCUGCAUCGCAACCCAGAGGUCUUCCCAGACCCCGAGUCAUGGCAACCGCAAAGAUGGCUCAACGAGGGCAACUCACCAUCUGAUUUGGAAGAAAGAAGACGAUGGUUCUGGGCUUUUGGAAGUGGUGGAAGAAUGUGUGUAGGAAGUAACCUAGCUCUGCAAGAGAUUAAAUUAGUAGUCGCCGCUAUCUAUACCAAUUUUAGCAGCACAGUUGUCAAUGAUGACAAUAUCGAAGCUACUGAUGCCUAUACGGUACAACCCAGGGGGGAUAAAUUGAUACUAAAAUUCCAACAUGUCUAG
This is a messenger RNA of Aspergillus wentii DTO 134E9, 1584 nucleotides long. RefSeq names its product cytochrome P450. NCBI's taxonomy places the organism in Eukaryota, Fungi, Ascomycota, Eurotiomycetes, Eurotiales, Aspergillaceae. The record is from RefSeq and is a predicted model, not a curated record. Bases 1 to 1584 code for a protein of 527 amino acids. The transcript has 3 exons. Gene Ontology annotation, molecular function: heme binding; oxidoreductase activity, acting on paired donors, with incorporation or reduction of molecular oxygen; iron ion binding.